Molecule: messenger RNA, 2801 nt
Organism: Pocillopora damicornis (cauliflower coral)
Lineage: Eukaryota; Metazoa; Cnidaria; Anthozoa; Scleractinia; Pocilloporidae
Product: ADP-ribosylation factor 1-like 2
Molecular function (GO): GTP binding; GTPase activity
Source: RefSeq, a predicted model, not a curated record
AGCGAGUUUCCUUCCUCAACAAAGUUAACGACGUGGUCGAAUUUUAGCCGGCAAUUAUUCGCUAGUUUGCCCUCGAAUACAUAAAUACUCAAAGUACUUCGCGUCGGGAACGAUUAAGGGUAACUGAUUCUCACAAAAAGCCCUUUGGAAAACACAAGUUUCUUUAUUUUCGCGUUUUCAUUUCUCUCUUCUACGAUAUUCUCUGCCGUUUACAGUCGCGUUCUAGGAGCAAUCAACUUUGAAACAUGGGUGGUGUGAUCAGUGGUUUGUUCAAGGGUCUCUUUGGCAAGAAAGAAAUGAGAAUCCUUAUGGUUGGUCUUGAUGCUGCUGGGAAAACCACCAUUCUGUACAAGCUGAAGUUGGGAGAAAUUGUCACAACGAUUCCUACAAUUGGUUUUAAUGUGGAAACAGUAGAAUAUAAGAACAUAAGUUUUACAGUGUGGGAUGUCGGCGGCCAAGACAAAAUCAGACCUCUUUGGCGACACUACUUCCAAAAUACGCAAGGUUUAAUCUUCGUAGUGGAUAGCAAUGAUCGCGAGCGAGUUGGUGAAGCAAGAGAAGAGUUGAGUAGGAUGUUGAACGAAGACGAACUUAGAGAUGCAAUUCUUCUCGUGUUCGCCAACAAACAGGAUUUGCCCAAUGCUAUGAAUGCUGCAGAAAUAACAGACAAGAUUGGCUUGCACAACUUAAGAAAUCGUACAUGGUACAUCCAAGCUACAUGUGCAACAAGUGGAGAUGGUUUAUAUGAAGGACUUGACUGGCUAUCAUCACAGUUGAAAAAGCAAAAUUACUUUGUUCCUCUAAAGAAGUUGCUGGUGACCGGAAGUGACCUCGAACGCUGUAGCGGAAAUCGAGCCUCGUUCCUAGAAGAGACGAGGAUUCUGGGAACGAGAAACAUGGGGAGUGUGUUUGGCAAACUGUUCUCCGGUCUCUUCGGCAAGAAGGAGAUGAGAAUUCUCAUGGUCGGUCUUGAUGCCGCUGGGAAAACGACCAUCCUCUACAAGCUUAAACUCGGAGAAAUCGUCACAACGAUUCCAACAAUUGGUUUUAACGUGGAAACAGUAGAAUACAAGAACAUAAGCUUUACAGUUUGGGACGUUGGCGGCCAAGACAAGAUCAGACCUCUUUGGCGACACUACUUUCAAAAUACACAAGGUCUAAUAUUUGUUGUGGAUAGCAAUGAUCGUGAGCGAGUUGGCGAAGCAAGAGACGAAUUGAACAGGAUGUUGGGUGAAGAUGAACUUAGAGAUGCUACUCUUCUUGUCUUUGCGAACAAACAGGAUUUGCCCAAUGCGAUGCAAGCAGCCGAAAUUACGGACAAGCUGGGUUUACACGGCUUGAGAAAUCGCACAUGGUACAUCCAAGCUACAUGUGCAACAAGUGGAGAUGGUCUUUAUGAAGGACUUGACUGGCUAUCAGCGCAACUUAAAAAGAAAGAUUAAUACUGAUGAACUUGAAGACAUGGCAUACAUAGUGUAUUAAAAUAACAUUCUAAUUUGAUCAGACAAUUUCUCAUUUUAUUUUCAUAGAUCACUUGAAAUUUCCUCUAGUUCGUUUUAUAUUGAUGUUACUGCAGUGAAGCAGGUCUUGUUGAAAGUUUCACUUUACCUUAUCAGUUACCUUUUUCUUUUUCCAAGAUGUUUAUCCUCAGAUUGCCAUCAUUCUCAAAGAAAACCUGAUCAGAUCUGUGAUACCUAGAAAUUUCUGAAGAUGUUUUCUACAAAUGCAAAGACUUGGAAACUUUUGAGGAUGCCCUUACAGGGUUGAUGCAAACGUGAGCUGGUGCUGUUUACUUUCUAGCACUAACGUUAUUUACAAUCAUUUGUAUGAUUUUAUCUCCUUUGAUACUGAUUUAAGUUUAUAUCAUGAGAGACAUUUUCAGUAAUGUACAGAACUACCUUGAUUUUUUCUGCUAGGCAUUCGGAUUUGGGUACUCAGGCAUGUUGGUGUGAAAUCAGGUUUUUCAAUCCACAGGUGUGAGAAUCAUGUUAUUGGCAUGAGAAGAGGCAGGAAUACUAAUGAGUGAAUGUUUGUGGAACAAAUACCAAAUUAUUGUUCAGUUAGUUUUUACUUCAAAGGUGAAGAAUGGUAAACAUGCAUUUAUACACUGUUUGAAACCUCAAGUUUAUCCCUCAAAACCUUAUACUUAUAGGGUUCUUUCUUUGAAAUACCUUUUGUUUUAGGAAAAUAGUGUUAACCCUGUAACUCCCAAGAUCUGAUUGUUAAUUCUCACUUUCAGCUGCCACACAUUUCCUUGUAAAUUAGUUGCAAGAAUUUUGAUUUUAGUAAGUUAUCCUUAAGCUGUGCUUCUCAAUAUUUUUUCUUUUGACUUUGUGAGAGAAUUUUUUGGCUAAACAAGAGAACACCGUCUAGUCGCUAAGUUACUGUCUAUUUUCACCUGUGAGCUGGAUAAUGCUGAUCAUGAAUAUUACAAAGAGGAUCCAGAUUUCAUUUACUUCUGGGAAUCAUCCUUUUUACUGCCAAGACCCCAAUAUCUUUUACCUUUACUAUCUGCUAGAAAUUUCUUGUUAGUUCUUAGAACUUGUUGUUCCAUAAAACAGUAUCCCCAAUUGAUACUAAAGGAUUCUUCAUUAAUUUGCAAGUAAUGUGAGCCAAGUCUCUAGGAUUCACGAAUACUUUCCUGGACUUUUAAAGUUAUGGUGAUAAUUCAUAAAUGAUUCUUGUUUGUCAUAAAACAACAGCAGACAUUUUAACAAUCCAUUUGUAACACUAAAUUUGUUUUUUAAUGUAAAGACCAUAAGAGUCGUAGUUUGAGUACAAUUAAAGAAGCACUUAACUUU